Molecule: messenger RNA, 984 nt
Organism: Hyposmocoma kahamanoa
Lineage: Eukaryota; Metazoa; Arthropoda; Insecta; Lepidoptera; Cosmopterigidae
Gene: Tpi
Product: triosephosphate isomerase
Exons: 6
Coding region: 147-893 (248 amino acids)
Biological process (GO): glyceraldehyde-3-phosphate biosynthetic process; gluconeogenesis; glycolytic process
Cellular component (GO): cytosol
Molecular function (GO): triose-phosphate isomerase activity
Source: RefSeq, a predicted model, not a curated record
ACAAUUAGACAAAUUUUCCCCGUUUCCCGCUGAAUUGGUUUGAUUCACAAUUCACAUCUUGAAACCCUUACAUGCAUAAGUAACUAGUAAUUACUUCAUUUAAAACGAAAGUUAUUUCUCCGUAAAUACAAAAGUAACCUUUGAAAAUGGGUCGAAAGUUCGUGGUCGGUGGCAACUGGAAGAUGAACGGUGAUAAGAAUCAAAUCAAUGAAAUUAUUAACAAUCUGAAGAAGGGACCCCUUGACCCUAAUGUUGAGGUUGUAAUCGGAGUCCCAGCUAUCUACCUUGCUUAUGUGAAGAGCAUAGUUCCAGACAAUAUUGCUGUUUCUGCCCAGAACUGCUGGAAGGUGGCCAAGGGUGCUUUCACAGGUGAAAUCUCUCCCGCCAUGAUUAAGGAUGUUGGUGUAGACUGGGUCAUCCUUGGCCACUCUGAGAGAAGAACUAUUUUUGGAGAAAAAGAUGACCUGGUCGCUGACAAGGUAAAGCAUGCUUUGGAAUCCGGUUUGAAAGUGAUUGCCUGCAUUGGUGAAACUUUAGAGGAGCGAGAAGCUGGCAAGACUGAGGAGGUGGUAUUCAGACAGACCCAGGCCCUCGUGCCUGCAAUUGGCAGUAACUGGGGCAAUGUUGUGCUUGCCUAUGAACCUGUUUGGGCUAUAGGUACUGGCAAAACAGCUAGUCCUCAGCAGGCACAAGAUGUUCACGCAUCUCUUCGUAACUGGCUAUCUACUAACGUUUCUCCCGACGUAGCCGGCGCCGUUCGCAUCCAAUACGGCGGCUCUGUAACUGCUGCUAACGCCAAGGAACUCGCUGGCUGCCCCGACAUCGAUGGAUUCCUCGUUGGUGGCGCUAGUCUCAAGCAAGAGUUUGUGGAUAUUGUCAAUGCUACCAAAUAAAUUCUACACUCAAACAUUCACAUAUUAAGCUUACAGCCUGGUGUCUUCACUUGGUUAGAUAAAUAGAAUAUAUAUAUAUAUAUAUAUAUAU